CUUCCCCUCCGAGGAGAGGCCGAACCGGAAGAGGGCGGAGCUAGUGUAAAGAGGGGGGAAUGCCUUCAAAGAUUGUCCCCAAUCAACCGUUGGGAAGAAUGGCCAGGACGACCUGAGAGGAUCCCCAAAGCAAAACACUAGCGGCGGCCCGGAAUAAACCGGCCUCGGCUCUGCAGAAGCGCCCCAGCCUCUCAACCUCUCCUUCUCCGCUUUCAACCCGCCUGUAUCUCUGCAAAACCACGCGAGAGUUCCCGAGCCGCCGAGCAAAAGCUUGAGAGCAGGAUAGGAGGGCGGGGCGAGAGGAGGGCCUGCCCCCGCCCCGCCCCUUCUGCCAAUCAGCGGCGAGCCGCUAGCCGGGGGAGGCGGGGGGAGGCAAGAGAACUACGGUCGUCCGCGGAAGUCUCGCGAGGCUUGUCGCUCCGCGGCUGCCGGUCGCGGAGGCUCUGGACCGGCCCGGAAUGGGGCCGAGGCGCGCGGGCUGCCCGUGCGAGCCGCCGCUGUCUGUGCAGCGCCGUGCGUCUUCUCGCUGAGCAGGCGCAGCGAGGGCACGGAGACUGCCCCUGGACGCCGGGAUCUCGCGGGUCCUUGUCGCCGCUGACGGCUGAGAGGAGCUGAAGCCGAGGGAGUGGAAUAACACGCGUGGGCGAGUCCCCGAGCCCGGCUCCCUCUCUCCGUGCUCCCGCUGAGCUCCUGUCGGGAACCGAGAUCAGGCUGCCGUGAAGCUCAUAGAGAUCCAUCUGCCUCUGCUUCUGGAGUGCUGAGAUUAAAGAAAUGAGCUGCACAAUUGAGAAGGCACUUGCUGAUGCCAAAGCCCUUGUCGAAAGGUUGCGAGACCAUGACGAUGCAGCAGAGUCUCUCAUCGAGCAGACCACGGCCCUCAGCAAGCGAGUGGAAGCGAUGAAGCAGUAUCAGGAAGAAAUCCAAGAACUUAAUGAAGUUGCAAGACAUCGGCCAAGGUCCACACUAGUUAUGGGAAUCCAGCAAGAAAACAGACAGAUCAGAGAAUUGCAGCAAGAGAACAAAGAACUUCGAACGUCCUUGGAAGAACACCAGUCAGCCUUGGAACUGAUAAUGAGCAAGUAUCGAGAGCAAAUGUUCCGGUUGCUGAUGGCUAGCAAGAGAGAUGACCCGGGUAUAAUAAUGAAGUUAAAAGAGCAACACUCAAAGAUUGACAUGGUACAUCGUAACAGCUGCGAAGGAUUCUUCCUUGAUGCAUCUCGGCACAUCCUUGAAGCACCUCAGCAUGGACUGGAGAGGCGGCACUUGGAAGCAAAUCAGAAUGAGUUGCAAGCACAUGUGGACCAGAUCACCGAGAUGGCAGCAGUGAUGAGAAAGGCCAUUGAAAUUGAUGAACAGCAGGGUUGCAAGGAACAGGAGCGAAUAUUUCAACUUGAACAAGAAAACAAAGGCUUGCGAGAGAUCCUUCAGAUAACUCGAGAGUCCUUUCUGAACCUGCGAAAGGAUGAUGCAUCAGAGAGUACAUCUUUAUCUGCGUUAGUGACUAACAGUGACCUGAGUCUGAGGAAGAGCUGAGUGGCUUUCUGCGUGGUCACUAGGAUGGGCCCAGAAGUGAGUGGAUGAGUGAACAUAACCCCAACUUCAAUCAGCCUUUUUUCCUCUAUAGUAUGUCCAAGUACACUGGCAAAGAGACAGAACAGAAGAAUGUAUAAUCAGUGGUCAUAAACUAAUCAGAUUGCAAAAUAUAAAAGAAAGUAGAAGCUGAGCCACGGAGUGAACAGUGAAUCUUCACGGUGCUGCUGAGCACUGCAGUUUCAGAAGUGCUGUUGGCUUCCUGGAUGAUACAUGGGCCACCCUGAAUACUCCUAAUAAAUGUUUGGAAAUCCUAAAUUAUCCCAGCUUUACAUUGUAAGUUUUGCUGUGGUUUUCUGAAUGGGAGACUUUGUUCUAAGUCUGUCCUUCCUGUUGAGUCAGAACAGCUUAUGGACCACGAGGCUUCUGCCUUCGUGGUUAUCUGUCAACCUUCUCAUUGUUCAGUCUCUGUCAAAGGCUCUAGGAAUGUGUUGCUCACCCCAUACACUGAAGGCAUACACUUACACUAUACCUAGUUCCCAUAACUUUUAGCUAGCAGUUAGCCAUGACUUGCUUGAGUGUAUGCAGUACCAUCUCAGGAAGGAAAGAGAAGAAAUAUUACUUUCUAAGAAAGACAGCCGUAUAUAGACACAUUUAGUAGGUUAAACUACUCUGAAAGAAUGUUUUGGUUCUUGGUUAACAAUGAAACUGGUUUUCCUCCUCUGUAGUUGAUGUUUAAGGAUAUGAGACAGCUCACUAGUGGACAGUUAACAUAUUUAAUAUAACAAGAUGGGUAUGGUCGUCUCCAAGUAAAUUUGGAAUUCCUUUGUUUUUAUUUAACGAAUUACCCUUCAAAUACUUAAAAAGUAGAUGCAAGUUCCAAAAACAAAGUUCUGGGUCUGAGUCUAAGCUCCAUUUUGUUCUUAGAACCUGUGAGGUUUUCCCUACAACCUGUGACUCAGAAAAUGGGAACAAAGUGCAGACCCAUGGACAUUUUCCUUUGCACUUAAAAGAUAUAUUUACAACAUGUAAAGCUUUUGAAGACUACAAGAUACAGAAGUGUGCUUUAACACCAAUUGAAACCUAAAUUGUUCUUAUUGUAUAGAGAUCAGAAUAAAAGGAUAAAAGAUUGUGAAGUGUGGUUAAAAAUAUAUUUAUACUUGUGUGUCAAGUACAUAUUAAAAUUAGCACAAAUAGAAAGUUCUACUUUAAAGUAUAUCACUUAAGUAAAUAUUACUUUGCAUUAAAAUUUUACAUGUAAUCUCAUAUAUUGGCAAAAUUCAAAGGACUUUUCACUUGAGAAAUUUUCAGUCUUGUUUGAGGUUGAGUGGGGUCACAGGGCUGUUAGGGAAGGGCCAGUGCUCCAAACAGUUGAACAGUUCUCAUGCAGAGGCCUUAAUAAUUUAUACGUAAGUGAAUUUAUUUUUAAGAUUUUUCUAUUGGUUUUUGGAGAGUACCCCUUAAUUUAAUGGUACAUUCGUCCACGUAGUUUUAUCCCAGGCCAGAAUUUUAAAAAGAAGAAAGCCUGCACAGUUGAGAUGGGUUGGAGGCAAUGCGUUGAGCAGCUCUAUUGUAAAAUGUUACUUGAGAAGUAAUUAUUUUUAUAAAAAAAUUAUUUAUCCUUUGUCUUCUUGAAUAUAAUUUUAUGGUUGUGAGUACUGAAAGACAUUUGCUUUGUUUCUAGCAAGUUUUCCACUGUCCCCUCUCCCACCAAAAAAACCCAACUUUAAGCUUACAUCUGAGAGUGUGUGCUGAAGAGGAGCCUAUUUUAUCAAUAAAGAUGAGUGUUUAAAACUG
Messenger RNA from Peromyscus eremicus (cactus mouse), 3327 nucleotides. RefSeq names its product FGFR1 oncogene partner 2 (gene Fgfr1op2). The record is from RefSeq and is a predicted model, not a curated record. The transcript has 8 exons. Gene Ontology annotation, biological process: response to wounding. Lineage: Eukaryota; Metazoa; Chordata; Mammalia; Rodentia; Cricetidae. The coding region runs from base 772 to 1533 and encodes 253 amino acids.